AUGGUCCAAGCCAAUCAAUUUGGAGGUGCAAGAGUGGAGGACCCGAAAGCUCAUGUGGUGCACUUUGACCGAAUUUGCCAAACAAUAAAGAUGAAUGGGAUCCCGAGUGAUGCUAUAAAGUUGAGGUUGUUCCCAUUUUCACUCCAAGAUCAAGCUCUAAGUUGGCUUAACUCCUUCCCGGCCAACCACUUUGUAACAUGGGAGCAAUUAUACAAGGCCUUAAUGCAAGAGUAUUGUCCUCCUUCCAAGGCUGCAAAGUUGAAGAAACUCAUUCAAAACUUUCAACAAUUUGGGAAUGAGAAUCUAUAUGAAGCAUGGAAGAGGUUCAAGGAGUUGAGAAGGCAAUGUCCCAAGAAUUUGCUUACACCGGGGGAUUUCAUCUCAUCAUUCUAUGAGGGACUAUUGGAUAGUUCCAAAACCAUCCUUGACAUGUCAUCUUAUGGAGGGAUCUUUAUGGACAAAGGCCCGGAGCAUGGGGAGCAAAUUAUUGAAAGAAUAACAUCCAACACGGCAUAUUGGUAUAAUGAAAUAAGUGAACCUCCGAAGAAAGAAAAGCCAGCCGGUAUGUUUGAGGUGGAUGACAAGAUGGCUAUGCAAGCUCAACUAAACUCUAUCCAACACAUGCUCAAGCAAAUGAUGCAAAACCCCAAGCAAAGACCUCAUCAAAGCAUUGCCAUAGUUGCUUGUUGUGCCAUUUGUGGAGGAAACCAUGCCUCUCAAUCUUGUCAAUUAUUGGAUCCAAGUGGCCAAGGCUCAUUUUCAAGUAUGGAACAAGUUGAUGCAAUAGGGUUUUCUAGGCCUCAAGGGCAAAGUUUUCAAGGUUAUGGUCAACAACAAAGGAAUCAAUUUGGAGGUCAAUUUGGGAAUCAAUAUGGAACUUCAAUGAACAAUCAAGGAAGGAACCCACCCCCGGGCUUUGAAAGAAACCAAGGAAAUAUGGGUGGCAAUCAAGGGAACAAUUGGAGAGUCAACCAAGGCCAAGGCCAAUGGAACAAUCAAAGUGGUCAAGGAGACAAAGAUAAAGGGAAGGCUCCUAUGCAAGUUGAAAGCAAUGAAAGCAAGAAGGGUGCACCAAAGGGCAAGCAAACACAUGAUUCGGUUAUACCAUGCAACCUCUUACCAUUUCCACAAAGGUUGUGGAAGUCAAAAGACACCGAGAGAGAGAACAAGUUUAAGAUGAUGUUGGACAAGCUUGAGAUAUCCAUGCCCUUUGUAGAUGUCGUUACUCAAAUUUCUUCUUACAAGAAAUUUUUGAAGGACACUUUGAGUAACAAGAAGAAGUUAGAGAAUAGUGCGGUGGUUGAUAUGAGUGAAGGAGCCUUGACAUGUGCCGUACUCCAAAAACAUUUGCCACCGAAGUUGAAGGACCCCGGGAGUUUUGCUAUUCCAUGCAUUGUGGGAGGAUUUGUAGUAGGACGUGCCUUAUGUGAUCUUGGAGCUAGUGUGAGCCUCAUGCCGUAUUCUCUUUGCAAAAGCCUCAACCUUGGUGGAAAGAAGGUUCCUAUAUCAUCAAGGCUCAGGAUGACUUAUGUAGCAAAAGCGUGGUAG
Ipomoea triloba (trilobed morning glory) is the source of this 1548-nucleotide messenger RNA. RefSeq lists its product as uncharacterized. The transcript is spliced from 4 exons. The record is from RefSeq and is a predicted model, not a curated record. The coding region runs from base 1 to 1548 and encodes 515 amino acids. Lineage: Eukaryota; Viridiplantae; Streptophyta; Magnoliopsida; Solanales; Convolvulaceae.